UGUGCGCUGAAACAAUCUACACCAUUACAAGGAUGGAAUGUAUCAACAAGAGUGCUUGCCUUAAGUGGGGGUCAUAGAAGUUUACGGAACAACGGAAAUUGAAGAAAAUUAGUCAUAGAUUUUUCGACGGAACGACGGAGUUCUCCACAUUAGCCCGACGCGAAAUGGCACACGAAAUGGUACACGAAAUAUGUGAAAUUUUAAAAAAGUUUUAUGGAUUAGCGGAUUCUACGUCUUGCAAAACAGAACCUGGCAAAACCUUGGCUUUUCUGGCAAGCAGUUUUUGGGACGCGGAAUUUCGGCUAAAUGGAUUUCUAAACAACCCCCUGCCCCCGCCCCUUGAUAAACUGAACUCCACUUCAACAAUAACAAAAAUUAAACAUGAUUGAAAAUUUUGCUUUAGAGAAAAAAGCCCCUGCCCCCUGUUUAGAAAGUUUAUAUUCUAAGUCCAGCCUCUUUUUGGCGAGCCGAUUUUGUUAAUGGCCUAAACCAAACCCACAAACUCAACGUGCGACGUGAAUGCGCAUAGUUACAGUCAUGGAUUGGGUGGGAAGAUCUGUUAGACACCUUUAUCCGUUAAAUAGAUCUUUCAAGAUUGUUUUUUCAUCACAUAUACGGACAAACUGGCAAGCUAGUGGCUUUCCCGGACAGAUUGUGCGUUUGAAACACCUUGGGGUGCAAGUUCCUUCAAGAGUUCGUUUAUUUAAUUCUGAAGCGGUUCAAGUUGCCCCAAAGUCAUCAAUCGAGAAUAACUGUUAUGUAGAAGACAUGUUUAUCUACACUAAUAGUUCAAAAAUCGAGGAUGAGAAGAAACAAGCUUGCUAUAUAUCAAAAUCUAUUUUGAAACCUGGUCUUCCUUCUUGCUUUGAUAAACCACUGAAUUUAGACGACGAGCUUGUUGAGGAAAUUUUUGAGAAAUUUGAAGGCCACAUUAAAGAUUCAAUGUUGUUCUGUUACGGAGAAGAAGAGCUUCACCGAAAGAAACAUUCAGUUCUUAAUAUAUUCUUAAAUAUGCUACAGACUACAUGGAAAGAAACAUCCAAAAGUUACAAGUCAAACUUUGAAAAGUCAGUGUUUUACAAGCAACAUGUUACUACCACAGUUAACCGCUGCAAUGAAUAUGCUAUACAAAUUUCUGGGAAGCCAAAAAGAAGUUUUCUGAUGAUGUCCAAGAACCCUGUCAAUCCAUUUGCUACCAAAGAUGAGAUAUCUGCAUCAGCUAAUUGUGAAGUUGAUUGGGAUGAAGUGUUUAGCCCAGUUUUUAAUUUUCAGCAUUUGAAAGCACCAAACAAAAUAGUGGCGCCAUUUCUAGAGAAGUCUCCUUUCCAAAGUCCUCAUACUCUGUUCAUUGCACCUGAUAAAAGAUCUCCAGAAAUGAAGAGACUUAUUGGUCAUGGCCUGCUGUAUACAUUUGCGCAUGCAUUUGCUCAUGCAAUGUCAAAACCAGAAAAUCAUCUUGGUAUGAAGGAAAUUGACCCUGUUUCUAUGCAAUGCAUCAUAAAUGAUGGCCGAAUCGCUACUUUUAUUUGUCAUCAGCUCAACACACUUGACUUUCAUACCAAUGCCGGUAUCAAAAACUUUUUCUGGAUCCAAGACAACGUUGAUAUGUAUAAAUAUGCUUACUUAAAAAUCCCUGGUGAUAAACGGUACAAAGGCAUUAAAGAAACAGAAAUAUUUUUAGAAGACGCAAAUCAUACCCCGUUUAUGAAUUUUCUUAAAUUUGUACUGAACUAAUAAGGUUGUUAUACAUAGUUGUUUUACUUGUAAAUUGU
Molecule: messenger RNA, 1772 nt
Organism: Rhopilema esculentum
Lineage: Eukaryota; Metazoa; Cnidaria; Scyphozoa; Rhizostomeae; Rhizostomatidae
Product: large ribosomal subunit protein mL37
Cellular component (GO): mitochondrion
Source: RefSeq, a predicted model, not a curated record